Wickerhamiella sorbophila is the source of this 1080-nucleotide messenger RNA. RefSeq names its product Glucose-signaling factor 2. The record is from RefSeq and is a predicted model, not a curated record. Bases 1 to 1080 code for a protein of 359 amino acids. The transcript has a single exon. Lineage: Eukaryota; Fungi; Ascomycota; Dipodascomycetes; Dipodascales; Trichomonascaceae.
AUGUUGACCAGAGAUGGAGAACCCACGAUGGACAUAUAUAUGCGGAUGAACGCAGACUCCGAGAAGGACUACUGCUUGGCCAUCAAGCGAGAUGCCAAGGUCAAGGACCUGCUGAACAUUUUCACCCAGUUGCCCAUCAACCUGUGCCCGAGUUACUUCUACGACACGGUGCCUGCUGGCUUCGCUGCUUCCAUGCAUCCCGGUUACUUGACCAGCGUUGGUACAAUGCUUUUCUCUGAAUAUGCCGAUGAGGAAAAAAAUUUAGUGAAUCUGGACCUGGAGGCAGACCUCAAGGAUGUCGUACACGAGGGCCAACUGGUGGUUCCAGUCUGGCAAUUUCACACUUCUAGAUAUAUCCGCUUUGUUACCAUUCUAUUGGGCUGGUUGUAUCUCGAUUUGCCCCAGCAUAUUACGCCUACUCCGGGAAUCGCGCCUUCUAUGCUGUUUGUGAACACGGUUCAGCGUAUGUUCCCUAUUCUUCGGGAUAGAGAAGGUACAACUGAUCCAUUUGAUACGAACAUUUGGCGCUGGGGCUUUUUCGCCAUGCAUUGCUUCAAGAUAAUUGUGAUUUAUCUGUUUUUCCGGGUCGGUGUCUUCAACCCCAAGAGUCUGAAUAUCUUCAAAACUCGCCACAAGGUUACAAACCUCACCAAAGAUGAUCUCCUUAGUUUGGGUUGGACUGCUAUCCGCCGUCUACCUGCUGAUGACUGGCAUAAUACGUACCGGGAGUAUCUUAUUGCAAAACACGGUGAUGUGCUCAAAGCGCACAAAGCUGGUGAUCUGGAACGGAACAUGGGUGUGUACCUUGAUGCUGGAGAAGGUUUUGAUGGUCUUAGAGAAAGAGAUCCCUCUAAGCGCAAGGUGGAUAGCAAGUUCCUGAACAAGGAUGGAAAAUUCAUUGUGUCCGAUGCUUACACCAGAACCGUUUUUGAGCCUAUGGCUGAAGCUUUGCAAAAGCGAGAGCUAAGCGAUGAGCAACUACUUGCACGUCUCCAUGAUUACAGGCGUUUUGGUUUCUUGAAUGGGCCGCAAAAGCUGGUCGAGCUCUACGAGCAUGUAGCUGCCAAGCACGGCUUUUAG